Messenger RNA from Pelobates fuscus (common spadefoot toad), 1103 nucleotides. Its product is annotated as calcium-binding protein 2-like. Gene Ontology annotation, molecular function: calcium channel regulator activity; calcium ion binding. Gene Ontology annotation, biological process: visual perception; regulation of voltage-gated calcium channel activity. The transcript has 7 exons. The record is from RefSeq and is a predicted model, not a curated record. Bases 333 to 998 code for a protein of 221 amino acids. Gene Ontology annotation, cellular component: cytoplasm. Lineage: Eukaryota; Metazoa; Chordata; Amphibia; Anura; Pelobatidae.
CGCUAUCACAGUUUUCUAACGUUAUUGUCUCUUCUUCUUAACUGAUUCUCCCUUCUCAAACCUUGCAUUGCCAUCCUCUCACUCUCUGUCUCUCUCAUCUCCCUCUCUCAGUGAAAUCUUUAAUCCCUGUCAGUUAGGUUUAUCUCCCCCCAUAACUUACUAGAGCACAAAUACGCAGCCUGUUAUUAUUUUAUCCACAUACAUAUAAUAAUCUACUGAUAUCACACAUAGAAACACAUUUACGUAAGUUCUUACAAUACAUACUCUUUAUAUACACACAUCUAUGGCUUGACAGUCAUUGAGAUGUAACAGUGAAACAGAUAAAGCAAAGGAUGAGACCAACGAAACAGGAGAUGGGAAACUGCACUAAAACUCAACGGAAGGAUGGGAAGUCCUCCCCUGUGCACUUCGUACCUCUAUCAUCCUCUGACCUAGGGGCAGAAAUUGUGGAGAACUGGCCGCGGCCAUUGCAGAGCUUUGCAGCGCUGCAGAGUCUUGCGGGGACUGCAUGCAUCUUCCUGCGUCACAGCAUCGCUAUCACUCAGAUCGACAGAGAGCUGAGGCCAGAGGAAAUUGAAGAGCUGAGAGAAGCAUUUAAAGAGUUUGACAGAGACAAGGAUGGAUUCAUUGGGUACAAGGAGCUGGGCGAGUGCAUGAGGACCAUGGGAUAUAUGCCAACUGAAAUGGAGCUGAUCGAAUUGUCCCAGAAAAUGACAGGGGGUAAAGUUGAUUUUGAGGACUUUGUGGAGCUAAUGGGGCCCAAACUUCUGGCAGAGACAGCUGACAUGAUAGGUGUGAAGGAGCUGCGAGACGCAUUCCGAGAGUUUGAUGCUAAUGGUGAUGGCCGGAUCAGCACACGGGAACUCCGAGAAGCCAUGAGAAAACUUUUGGGACAACAGCUAGCACCACGUGAAGUAGAUGAGAUUUUGAGGGAUGUGGAUGUUAAUGGAGAUGGUCUUGUGGAUUUUGAAGAGUUUGUGCGAAUGAUGUCUCGUUGAAGGAAUUUAUGAUACCCAUCAAAGCAAAAUGUCUACAGCCACAGGGGACACAAGUCUGUUAAAAAUGAAUUUGAAUGCUAUCAUUCUUGUCUACAUGUUUAAUAA